Oncorhynchus masou masou (cherry salmon) is the source of this 970-nucleotide messenger RNA. Its product is annotated as serine/threonine-protein kinase WNK1-like. The record is from RefSeq and is a predicted model, not a curated record. The coding region runs from base 602 to 970 and encodes 122 amino acids. The transcript has 5 exons. NCBI's taxonomy places the organism in Eukaryota, Metazoa, Chordata, Actinopteri, Salmoniformes, Salmonidae.
GUUCGUGGUACAUUAGUAUUUAUUUAACCUUUAUUGAACUAGGCAAGUCAGUUAAGAACAAAUUCUUAUUUACAAUGACGGCCUACACCGGCCUAACCUGGACGACGCUGAGCCAAUUGUGCGCCACCCUAUGGGACUCCCAAUCACGACCAUUUGUGGUACAGCCUGGAAUCGAACCAGGGUGUAUAUAGUGACGCCUCAAGCACUGAGAUUCAGUGCCUUUGACCGCUGUGCCACUCAGGAGCCCAAAGGUGCUAUAUGGCCAAUAUACCAUGGCUAACGGCUGUAUCCAGGCACUCCACGUUGCGUCGUGCGUAAGAAUAGUCCUUAGGCUUGGUAUAUUGGCCAUAUACCAUACCCCCUCGGGCCUUUUUGCUUAAGUAACACUACAGUCUUUGUUUAUUGUCUAAUGUCCCAGUCAGUGUCAGAGAGCUGCAGGUAGAAUCCCCUGUCCUUCCAGCUGCAUGUGGCUGCAGUGCAUUAUGUUUUCCUAUCUCUCCUCUUCUCUCCGUUUCAUCCCUCUCUUCAUCCCUCUGUUUAUUAGGUGUUGCCUGUGGGCUCAGAUCAGGCUCAGGCUGGCCCCCCUCCUCCCUCAGACCACAUGGCACCCUUCCCAGGACCCUGUCUAACUCAGUCCCAGCAGCCUCUGGAAGACCUGGAUGCCCAGCUGAGGAGGGCCCUGAGCCCAGAGACGGUCUCUGUCAGCUGUGUCACCACACAGUCCUCCCUCACUGGGAUGCCUGCAGGUGGCCAGCCAGUGCCUUUCUCUCUGGAAGGGGAACCAAUCAUGUCGCCUAUUGCUGGAGGAUUCCAAAUGGGACGAUUCCAGGUCUCUGUGGCUGCAGACCAGGGUCCCCACAAAAUCGAAGGUGGGAGCCCCACAAAAUCCUCCUCCACCUCCUCUUCCUCCUCCUCUUCCUCCAGCCCGGAGAACACACUGCACAAUGUCUCCUCCUCUCCACGGAGAUAA